Molecule: messenger RNA, 1872 nt
Organism: Ambispora gerdemannii
Lineage: Eukaryota; Fungi; Glomeromycota; Glomeromycetes; Archaeosporales; Ambisporaceae
Source: the annotation of a GenBank genome assembly
AUGACUUCAAUGGCAAUGUUAUUAGGAUCAAUAACGCCCAUUGUCUGGGUGGAAGUUACCCCAGCAUCGCCAAAAAAAUUCCACGCUCACGCGAUCAUAUCAUCAUCGAUUAUACUGGUUUCCCUUUUAUUCAAAGUUUUAAUUGAAGCUUUUCCUCACGAACACAAUAAACAUUCAUUUCAGGUGAUAAUAAAUUUUGAAUCACAGCAACAUGAAAAAGAAAUAUCCAUACAGACUAUUGAAUCCUCUUCUUCGAUAACCACCACCACCGAAACAGGAAAAUUCUUGCAUAUAACUGAUUUACAUUUUGAUCCAUUCUACCGACCAAACACUGAUCCCGCGGAACUAUGUCACCGCAGCUCGAAACAGAACGAGAACAACAGAGCGGGUAAAUUCGGUACACUGAAAUCGGCAUGUGAUAUGCCGUAUAGUACAUAUAAUGAGACCCUGAGCUUUUUAAAGAGUAAAUUUGAGAAUCAAUUGGAUUUUGUGAUUUAUACUGGUGACACCUUGAGACAUGAUCGGGAUGGCAAACAGCCGAGAACUCUUGAUGAAACAUUGUGGUUACAUGAAGUUGCUGUUGAGAAUUUCAGAAGAGUUUUCGAUUUGGAUAAAACACAAUUUAUUCCCACAAUUGGAAAUAAUGAUUUAUUUGAUCACAAUCAAAUCAGCAGUGAUCCCAACUUUUUAUACCAAAGUCUCUCGAAUAUAUGGGCACCAUUCAACCUCAAUCUAACGGAAGACUUUAUACAUGGUGGUUACUUUCGACACGAUCUUGAUAAAUCACAAUCAUCCUCACAAGUUUCUCUGCCUCUCACUGUAUUAAGUUUUAACUCGAAUUAUUUCCACAAGAUGAAUAAAUUGGUGGCUGACUGUGAUGAAGAGGAUUCCGCGGGUGCUGAACAGAUCGAAUGGGCAAAGCAGCAAUUAGCAGGUGCGAGAGAGGAAGGAAGAAAAGUAUAUAUUGUGCAACAUAUACCUCCGAUACAUCCUGAAGGUGACUUUUACCCUGCAUGCUUACACGCGUAUGCCAAUCUCUUGGGAGAAUACGCGGAUAUUAUAUCUGGGCAUUUUACAGGACACACAAACACGGAUGUACUAACAUUUCUCCUAAAAUCGAAAAAGCACAAUUACAAAUUCUACACGCUAAAAGGCGAUCACCAACCUUUACACAUUCACACAGAUAAAGUGAUGCUAGAAUUGCUAACUGCUCCGUCUCUUGUUCCUGUAAACAACCCAGCAAUUCGUGAAUACACAUACUCCACCUCCCCAGCUUCCCUUGGAAAACUCAUCGACUACACUCAAUACUACGCAAACCUAACACGUGCAAACGAUCAAGGUGAACUGCAGUGGGAAGUCGAAUAUACUGCUAGCGAAGUGUACCAUACAAAAAGCUUAUCUACAGGGAGCUGGAAACACGUGUUGGAAAUGUUUAAGGAGCCUAAUUCACUUGCCUGGUCACAUUACGUGAAAUUUGUGAAUAAAAUGCAAAUCUUUGUAAAGACUCUCACAGGCAAGACGAUUACCCUCGAGGUGGAAAGUUCUGAUACCGUUGAAAAUGUCAAACAAAAAAUUCAAGAUAAAGAAGGAAUUCCUCCGGAUCAGCAACGCCUAAUUUUUGCUGGAAAGCAGCUGGAAGAUGGUCGAACUCUCGCUGACUACAACAUUCAAAAAGAAUCAACCUUACAUCUCGUGCUUCGAUUACGUGGUGGUCUCAUCGAACCGUCGCUUAAAGCAUUAGCUUCGAAAUACAACUGUGAAAAAAUGAUUUGCCGUAAAUGCUAUGCGCGACUUCCACCCCGUGCUAGCAACUGCCGUAAGAAGAAGUGCGGUCAUUCCAACCAACUACGUCCAAAAAAGAAACUCAAGUAG